AUGGCCCUGUGCCUGCCACCUCAAACAUCUCAACUACUGCCUGUGCUGACGUGGACGACGCCAGCUGCGCCACCACGCUGUCGAGGGUGCUGCUGUAGCCCCGCGGGUCCUGUGCUGGCGACAUGCGCAGCGAUCACUGGUGUUCGCAGGCAUCUCUCAGCCAGAUCCGCGCGAACAGUGGCCUCUUCAACCAAACCCUCGUCCAAGGAGGGUGGCCCUCCGGAAGAAGGAAGCAUCCUAGAACUUCGCAUCAAAAAGCUGCUCUCCCACGGCCAGGGACUUGGCCUCUAUGGAAGCAGCGAUUGGGUCGUCAUGGUGAUGUUUGCAAUUCCUGGAGAGAAGGUUGAGGUCCGCAUUGAGCGAAACUACAGCCGCUACUCUGAGGCGAAGCUCCUGAGAGUGCUGGAAUCGUCCCCGGACAGGGUGGAGCCAAAGUGCCCACUGUAUACGAUUUGUGGUGGCUGUCAGUACCAGCAUCUUGCUUAUUCAUCCGAGCUGGCUUGGAAAAGGCUGCAUGUGAAGUCGACGCUCGAGGAUUUCUCCGGCCUCAAUCUACCGGAUGCGCUUGUGGCCGAAACGGCCCCAUCGCCAAAGGAGUACCAUUACAGGCGCAAGCUCACCCCGCGUCUACAAGGUAUGGCGCCGAAUGGGGGCGAUCCCCGUUUCCAGGAUGUGGAUGCAGAUGGCCCAGUUGGCAUUUGUGCGCAGGAGUGGGGCGACCACCGCGAUGCGCGCGGGCGCCGUUUUCGUCCGGUUGUGGAAAUCGAGGCCUGCCCACUGGCAACAGAGGCCAUCAACACGGCACUGCCGGCUGCCAAGGUUGCUCUUCGGCAGCGCGCGGCGAAGUUCUUGGGGCCUUUGUCCAAAGAAGCUCGGCGAUCCGCAUCGAAGCGGAAGCGUGGGGAACUGGUGGCAUUGCUACGGCACACCUCCUUGGAUGGUGUGGUGUGCGACAUGUGGGACCAGGUGGUGACGGAAGAGAUCCCGGGAGUGGGAAAGCUGCUUGCAUCCAUGAACACCUUGAAAGAUCCACAGCUCCAGGAGCUGAUCCUCAUUUAG
Messenger RNA from Symbiodinium sp. CCMP2592, 1059 nucleotides. Lineage: Eukaryota; Dinophyceae; Suessiales; Symbiodiniaceae. The record is from the annotation of a GenBank genome assembly.